This is a messenger RNA of Passer domesticus (house sparrow), 8190 nucleotides long. RefSeq names its product pleckstrin homology and coiled-coil domain containing D1 (gene PLEKHD1). Lineage: Eukaryota; Metazoa; Chordata; Aves; Passeriformes; Passeridae. The transcript is spliced from 18 exons. The record is from RefSeq and is a predicted model, not a curated record. The coding region runs from base 4592 to 6103 and encodes 503 amino acids.
UGAGCACCUCUUGCAAACUUGGAAUGUGAGCUGCAUGUUGGGAGGCAACAUAGCAGGUGGAUUUGGAUAUGGCUCCCAAUGUGUUCAGAGGUAUUAAUGCAGAGAUGAUGUGACAGCUCUGCUUUAGUGGGGCAUUUGGCAACUGUGUCUGUUACAGAGUGUAUAGGGGCUGGCAUUGCCCUGAAGCUAUCUCCUCCUGCACCCCUAGGGAAAUCUCUGGAGCUUACAAGGCUGGGACCUUUGGAGAGUUACAAGGAGAUGAUGGGCUUAACGUUGCUCUAGACCACUGUUGAAAGGCUUGAGGACCCUUUGGAACUAAAGGAAGUAAUCUUUUUUCAAUCCUUGCUCUCAAUCUCUUGUCAGUCUCAAACCAAAAAUCUGGGACUAAGUCUGGCUCCAUCCCCUUUGCACCCUUCUCUCAAGUAUUUGUAUACAUUGAUGGGAUUCCUCUUAGAGCUGCUGAGUUGACAUAGUGUACAGAUAUUCUCCAUACUUCCCAGCUGCCCUCUGAGCAGGACUGGGGUUUAGACCUGUAUUUUCAGAAAAGAGGAAGGGGAAUGGUGCUGUUACAGGAUGAGUGAUGUAUGCAUUUACAAACUUCUUGCAUCCAUUUAAGAGAUAGCACUUGAUGGAGAUGAUUCAUAAGCAAUUCAUUAAAAAAAUUGAUUUAUGUUUUUUCUGCUGAGCUUGCUGUCUACAGACUUAUCUAAGAUCCUGUCACACAGUGAUUUAGCUCUGACUCCAGCAAUAAGCAAUCCUCUCAGCUUGUUGCUUGCAUUUGAUUUUCUGGUAGUUCAUAGGACUUGUGUCUUUAAGAAAGUGUAAUCUCUUUAUACUGGCUUAAGCACAAGAGAAUAUGAUUAAUGUAAAGUCAGUAGGAGAACUAAAGCAAACGACAGAGGUGCUGUUAAAGCUGGUACAAGCAAAUGUAAAGCAGUGAGAAGGGAAAGCCAGUAUUUUUCCAGGCAGAUUUUUUUUUUUGGCAAGUAAAACUCAGUUUUAAUGGUAAAGCAUUAUGCAGUAUAUUAGCAUUCUUUUAGUAUAUUUAGUAAACAUGUCACCUCUGUAACUGGAGAUUUAAUCACUGUAGUCUGUGGUAAAUCCUUUUGGAGAUGUGAGGAAGUGCUUUGGGUGCAUUUAUAUUACAAACUUAAAUUUAGGAGCUGUGGUGUUGCAGGCUUCCUGGUGAUUGUAGAGUGUUCCUUCAUUUGUUAAGGAAAUAAAAAUGUACAUCAGCAUUUUAUGAGCGACUCAUUAGGGAUGAGCACAGCACCAAGAUGAUGAGCUGUCAUCUAUUGUUCCAGCUGACAAAUUAAGCCAUUCUUCUCCUGAUAUAUGCAAGCCUUAUCCAAGUAUUCCUGCAGGCAGAAUUGCACAACAUUCCACCCUCCUUAUCACAGUGCUUCUCCCCGUUGUCUGUGAUGUUGAGAGAUGAAUAAACUGUUAUUGUGGAUGGGGGUUAAAGAAAAUUGCCUCCUUCAGAAGAGCUUGUAGACCUAAUAAAAAUUAAUCUGUAUCAUGUUGACUGCCACCAAAGCUGCAUAGUAUUUGGAAAAUCUAAAAGCAGAACGAUAUUAUUAGGGGGAAAAGACUUAUUGUGCAUCUGUGUGCCCAGCCAGUAUCUGAAGUGGUAGUGAACUGAUGAUCUAUGAUUAUAGUUAUGUUGAAGUCUGUGGAGGUUAAUGGGCUUCUGCUGUCUGAAGGAACACUUUCAGUCAGCUACUCCUGGUUACACAGGGUUGAAGAGGCCUGCUAAAAGCCCUGCUUACAAGCCUUGCUGGUACUCCAGGUGAGUCUUACUGUUGCACCUCUUAUUCAAGUGUUUUGUGCCCUCAGAGGGUGAUGCUAUUGGUAGGAGUCAAGUUUUAAGACUGCAAUGGAUUUCCCAUGUUCUGUUCUCUCUUUUUGACAGAGAAACUGAGAGGUGACUGAUCUUGAACAAAACUUUGUACCUCUGGUAUCUCCUCUGUGCAGACACUUCAAGUGAAGGUGACUGAGUACAAGUGGAUGAGUAGGCGGUGGAUCUGGGAGCAUUUCCGUGUUUAUCCCUACAAUCUAAACUUCAGCAUUAUGAAAGAAGCUUCAUCUACAAAAGCUGUGUGGCAGCAUGGCUCACAGGAGAAUAAAAGGAAAUUCCCUCUUAUGUAGAGAGCAAAGUCCUCUAUGCCCUUCCUUGCCAGGCAUUUUAUUUUUCAUUUGGCUGCUGGUUCUCCUCAUCGUUGCAUUUUGUAAUACAGCUGUCAUGGUCUGCUGCUAUGAUAGAUGGCAGCAGUAGAUCUUUGUGCCUCUGUACUUAGAUAACCACUUGAGAAUGUGGAUAGGAAGGAGGCAAGAGGUGUCUUGUGCCUUCCCUGUGUAUGUUUGCAGCAGGAGUCCUGACCUUGCUGUGACUGCCUGGAUGAGCAGGACCAGGAAGGAGGAGCUUGAAGUGGUGGCUGCUGCAACUAGAGCUGAGGGGUAUUGAACAAUGUAUAGGGGAAGAAUGUGAAGAACACUGGUGGUAUGGGCCCUGCAGUUUCCACUCCUGAAUGAAGUCCUAAUUGUAGUGUCCAUACUUUUUAAGGCCUUGCCUUCAGUGAUCACAGCAAUGGUACGUGAAAGGGAAGCACUGAAUGUGUGUGCAAGAGCAAUUGUGGUCUCUGUGUGCAUGUGUGAGGCAUUUUACGAACUUAAGAUUAAAUAAAAACUGGGGUUGGCCAGUUCUGUUUUCCUGGAUAUGUAUUGUUUAAAAGUUAGGCCUAUGAAUUUCCAUCUUUUGAUCAAAGGGAAGAAACUAGGUAGAAAUUGGUGGACUGCAAUCAAUAUUGAUACCUUUACAGUUGAGAAAUAGCAGCAGCUAAACUGUUUUCAGAAACUUGGAUAAUUCAGAUAUACUAAGUGGUGUUGAAACAGCCAAAGAGUGUGUUUUUUCCAGAAUGGGCAGCCCUGGAUCUCAUUUGCUCCUUGCUGGACUGUUUUGUCAGAUCUAGAAUGUACUGGUGAUUUUCUGGUUGUUUGCCUGCCUUAAUAUGUAGAGAUACUAUGUUUCCCCUCCUCCAUUAUUCUGUCAGGGAAAUGCUAACAAUCCUUCUGUUUUGCAGGAAGUUUUUGGCUGCCCAUGGUACCCAAACUAGUGCCCUGGUAUAUGUAUUCUUGUGAUGUUCUGGAUUUAGUACCAGUGUCACACAGGAGGAACAGUGGCUGAGGGAAAUCAAGUUACAGGCAUAGAUUCUGAGUUGGAAGAGACCCACAGUAGUCAUCAAAAUCCAGCUCCUGGCCCUGCACAGGACAACCUCAGUCAGACAAGCAGCCUGUUUAACUACUGAAGCUCCAAGCAUUUUCUGUUUGUCAGCCAUGUGAUCAUUUUGUGGUAUUUAGGCUUGAUGGGGUAAAAACUGGUGCCUUGCAGGAAGCCUGUGGGCUGUCUUCUGGAGGAAGCCUUCAAAGAUAGCUGACCACUCUGAUGUAUUCUGAAUGAUGGCUUUUUAGCAGAAAUCUUUGUUUAACAAAACAAAAUAAAACAAAACACCAGAGUAAAUGAGUUUUCUUCCAGAAGAGCUAUCUUAGUAGGAUUUAAAAAAAGUUUAAAUUAUCUUCUUUUUGUGCUGAGAGAAAUAGUCAUUGACUAUGGUAUCUGUUCCUGAGAAAGCUACCUCCCAAAAGCCAAGCUAUUGGCCUGGCUGCUUGCUAGUCUUCCUCUAAGUCUCUCGAAGUGGUGCUAUAACCACAGCAAAUAGUUGGGUUAGUUAUGACUCCUGGGCCAUCCAGCAUGGAUCUGAGUGCAUUCAAAGGGCUGGGACAAGUCACUGGGACCAUGUAAUUCUUACCAAGGGAUGAUGUUAAAUGGGGUUAUACAUCUCUGAGGGUGAUGUCUGAUGGGGUUCUACCGAGACACUUGACUUUAAUGCCAUUUGCUGAGUAACUUGUCUUUGAGUUCUGCAGAACAGGUCCGACUUUCCAUCUGACACUGAAGAUUUAAACAUUGUGCAAAAGAAACAUGUUCUGUUAGUGUAUGUCACUAGAGGGUUAAAAAUUACUUUGGAACCUAUCAGAAGCUGUAAAAGCAAAGGGAAUCUGCCUUACUGGAAGACACCAGCAGUUACAAAAUUCACCUUGCUGCUAUCUACUGCAUUGCUGGCCUGUCACUUGACAAAAGUCGCUGCUGUCAGAUCUUUGCAUUGUUGGUGCAGUACAGCAGCAGGGGCACUGGAUUAUUACAUGGGAGCUCUGUGGCUUUUCACUGGACAUUUAUACAGACAAAUGAGAAGAACCUGUCUCCAAGUGCAAGAUUUUGGGAAUAUGUGUCAGAGAUGCCUGUCAGUAAAACAUCCGUCUUGCCCUAAUUUCUGCAUGGAGUGCUGCAAUGUCGAGUGAAAUAACCUUCCAAGCUGGCUCUGGUGCAGAGGAAGUAAUACGCAAUGAGAAAACUCUCAUCAUCUGUGCAUCAGGGGGAGAAUUACUGACUGAGUGCUGAGCAGUCAAGUUAUUGAUUCAAACCAAAGCCCAGUCUCUCUGUCUGCUGGGCUGGUUACAUCCUGCUGGUUCAUUGCAUUUAAUCGGAUUCUCUGAGCUGCCACGCAGAGGGGGUGAGUUAGACCCAGAUCCAUCUAUAAUGUUUGCUUCAAAAUCCAGUUCUGUCUCCCCUUCUCCGUCCAUGGAGCAGGCAGAUUCGGAUGCUCUGGACAUCAGCACCAAAGUGCAGCUGUACGGUGUGCUCUGGAAGAGACCCUUUGGGAGGCAGUCAGCCAAAUGGUCCAGGAGGUUCUUCAUCAUUAAGGAAAGCUUCCUGCUGUACUAUGCUGAGAGUGAGAAGAAGAGUUUUGAAAGCAAUAAAUACUUCAAUAUCCAUCCCAAGGGUGUCAUACCCCUGGGAGGCUGCAUCGUGGAGCCCAAAGAAGAGGCCAACAUGCCUUAUGCCAUAAAGAUCUCUCAUGAAGACUUCCAUGGUAACAUUGUUCUAGCAGCCGAAUCAGAGUUUGAGCAGGCUCAGUGGCUGGAGAUGCUACAGGAGUCUGGAAAAGUGACCUGGAAGAAUGCCCAGCUGGGAGAAGCCAUGAUCGAGAGCCUGGAAGCUCAAGGACUACAGCUGGCCAAGGAGAAACAGGAAUAUUUAGAUAAACUAAUGGAAGAAACAGAGGAGCUAUGUCUGCAGAGGGAGCAAAAAGAGGAACUCGAGCGUCUGAACCAGAUCCUGGAAGCAGAGAAGCAGCGUUUUGAAGAGGUGGUGCGGGAGCUGCGCCUGGAGCAGGAGGAGAUCAGGCGGGAGCUGGAGCUCACAGCCCGCUCCCUUAAAGGAGUGGAGGAAGAGAAGAAGGAGUUGCGAAGCCUGACAGAGUCCUUACAGAACACCCUAGAGGAGCUUUCCCUGGAAAAACAGCAAAUGCUGAAGAUUCUGGAAGAAAACGAGAGCCAGGUCCCACCUCCAACCAGCCCCAGCACAGAGCAAAGCCCCAUCUGGGGACUGCACUGCAGCCUGCGACAGAUUGAAGAGAAGAUGCAGCAACUUCUGCAGGAGAAACUCCUGGCAGAGAAAAGGAUGAAGGAGAACGAGGAGCGGUCUCGAGCACUGGAGGAGGAGCGGGAGUUUUACUCUUCCCAGUCGCAAGCGCUGCAGAACUCGCUCUCGGAGCUGACUGCAGAGAAGCAGCAGGCAGAGAGAGACCUCAAGGCUGAAGUGAAGGUACGCAUGGAUCUGGAGAAGAGACUGAGAGAGGCUGAGGAAGCCUUGCAGAGCUUGGAGCAAGGCUUAAAUUCUCUGAAUUGCAACAAGGAGAAAGAGAAGAAGAUGAAAGCAGAUGUCAGUAACUUGAGAAAGUUCUUUGAAGAGUGCAUCCGCAACGCUGAGCUGGAGGCCAAGAUGCCUGUGAUCAUGAAGAACUCCGUGUACAUCCACAAGGCCGCCACUCGCCGCAUAAAGAGCUGCCGCUUCCGCUGCCGGAGAACCAGCGCUUCCUGGAAUGACAUGAAACAGUCACAGUCCUUCAUCUUCUCACAUGCAGAAGCUGAAAAUAUUGAAGAGCUGAAAGAAGCAGCCAAAAGACUGAGCCGGGACCAGCGCUUUAGGAAAACUAUCUAUCAAAUCAUGAGGUCACAAAAGGAUUCUGCUUCAGGGGACAAAAAGUGACUCUUCCUGGGAGGGGGCUUCUGAGAUCAACCUGCCAUUCAGCUCUGCAAAAGUUACAGCCUUGGGCAUGAGGCUCAGAAGGGAGAUCUGGCAUUUGGUGGGGAAGGUGGGGGAGAGUUGUGUGUAGGCAAUCCCUUCAGUUAUUGGCUUUGCUUUAGUUUGAGUGCUCCCUGCAGCCCGGCAGACCUUCUCUGCUGAUCACUCCAGACCUGUUUGCUUCAGCUGCUUGCAUUAAGCCAUGUUUGGCCAAGGUGCCACAGUCAGUGUUAAAGUGAACUAGAGACCGUAGCUUAGGAAGAGCCUCUCCUUUCCUUCCCUGUCUAGUCUGUCUGCCAAACACAAGUGCUUUGAGGAAACCUUUAGCAGUCUAUGAUCCAGCUAGUGUAAUCUCCUCAGCUGAACAUAGCUCACCCUGUUCUGCCUGAUCCCCUCUAGGGGUUGGCUCGCUGCACACCCUCAGUCAAUCAGCACUUCGGUGGGGCACAUUUCCUGAAGACUGCAGCAGUCACAGCCUCCCUAGCACAGGCAAAAGUAUCAAACACAGGGCCAAACUUUUUGUCUUGAUGCUACAUCAUUUCAAGCAAACAGCAACAACACAAGGUGAAGACAACAGGAGGAUGCUGUGGAUUUGGGUCCAAGGAGGAUCAUGUACAGAGAAGAGCUUAUAGGUAACUCAAAGGCAUUGAUGCAAGCUAGAGGGAGGUUUCUGUUGUGUUGGUGGUGGGCAGAACAUUCCAGGGCCACCUUUGCACAUUUUUUGCACUGGGACAUCUAGCUGUGUCAGAGCUAGGGAAGGUGUUAGCUAUUGGCUGUCCAUUCCUCAGUGUGAAGAAGCCUUUGACUCAGUUUUGAUGGCUUCCUCAAGACCUCUGUAAAAUGAGUUGGAGGGCAGGAGGGUGAGGACUGUCCAGCAACAAAACCCACUGCCAUUUCAGGCAAGCUGUAAGAGCUGUGGAAGAGGAGUCCAGGAGAGGAGUUACUUUGUUGUGGAGCCCCUUGCAGCCUCCCCCACCUAUUUUGAGCAAGCAGUUGGCUAAUAAUUACCCAUGCUGUAGGAACAGCACUGCCUGGUGCUUGCAGACCACAGGAUAAGCACACUCGGAGUGACGCCCUGUUUUCUCCUGCAUAUUAAUUGGAAAAUAAAGAAAUAGACAAUACAAAGGUGAAUAAAGUAAGCAGCAGAAGUACAGUUAGGGGUUAGGGGAAUGGUAAACUGCAGACUUACUUUACCUUUCAUGGCAUCAGGGCCCCCGGGUAUUAUGUAUGUACAGUGACACAUAGGUAGUUACUUGCUACUGUCCUGUUCAGACUGUGACAGUGUCUUCUCACAGCCUUUGGCUUCUAGCCACCUACAUAAUCCCCUAUAAAUUUAGUGUUGUUCCUAGGGAGAAGUCAAGGAUGUGGCUGGGAAGCAAACUUUGGCUUACCAGCCAGAGGAGAGUGGUUAAUGCUGGGUGGAGGAACAUCCUGUGACAGUGCUCCUGGAUGGAAUCACUCUAGUGUGACCAGAGGGAAAGCUUUGAAAGCACAGCUUGUACUUCCCAUUUUAGUCAGUUACUGACUAGUAUCCUUCUGCCAAGCACUGGGAUGUUUCAUCCAGUCAGAGGAUCCAGCUCUGAAGGAGGAUUUUUUUGUGCUAAUGGGUGAUACAGUAGGAGAAGAUUGUUUCCAUCCUUCCUCAGCAUACCUGAUCCUUCUGUGGUUCAUCUGGUUGUGUUUAUAUGCUAGAAAGCCACAAAUUAAUUCUUGCUCCUACAAGGCUGAAGGGCUGUGUCAAAGCAAUACAGAAAUGGUUUUUUCCUUUAUGCUGCUCCCAAAUCAUCUCUGGCUAUUUUCCAGUUACAAGGUCUAUAUUAGGUGAUGCUGGAAGGGACAGAAUAAAGGAUAGCUAGGGAAUGCAUCUGUAAUUCGGGCAGUUAGAAAAAUCACCCUGUGGCCUGUGAAUACAGCAUUUUUGUUCUAUUACCAUGAAAGCCACAAUAUCUGACUCUUCAGAAGUAUUCUAUGCAGGAGGUAGCCACAUCAGGUCUUCCUUUACUGUGCAUAUUGACAGCAAUAAGUAAAUAAAAGUUAUGCUGACACUAGAA